AUGGAACUUCUCACCACGAAUGAUGGAUAUGUCAUCAUUCAGUUCGUCUUCAGGGAACCACUGGUGCUUUUGGCAGGGCCUACUUUUAGCUGGGCUUUGGGAGGACCAAAAACGUCGAACUCCUUCUCAGUUUGGGAGAUCCUGCUGGAAGAUAAACUCCGAGUUACUUCGCGGUUUGACAUCCAGAGUCACCCCCGAGCCACGGUGAAGCGGUAA
Strongylus vulgaris is the source of this 216-nucleotide messenger RNA. Lineage: Eukaryota; Metazoa; Nematoda; Chromadorea; Rhabditida; Strongylidae. The record is from the annotation of a GenBank genome assembly.